Molecule: messenger RNA, 1546 nt
Organism: Callorhinus ursinus (northern fur seal)
Lineage: Eukaryota; Metazoa; Chordata; Mammalia; Carnivora; Otariidae
Source: RefSeq, a predicted model, not a curated record
AUGGGGAAAGCUCAUUCCAAAGACGGGAGUGUGGAGGCUGACCCCGGAGGCCAGGGGAAGCCACACCCUUUCCUUCUAGCCACCUUACUGCUGGGCUCUCCUGUCCGUCCUCAGGGUCACAUUGUCCACAACUGGAAGGCACGAUGGUUCAUCCUUCGGCAAAACACGUUGCUGUACUACAAGCUUGAGGGGGGUCGGAAGGUGACCCCUCCCAAGGGCCGGAUCCUUCUGGAUGGCUGUGCUAUCACCUGCCCCUGCCUGGAGUAUGAAAACCGACCACUCCUCAUUAAGCUGAAGACUCGAACAUCCACUGAGUACUUCCUGGAGGCCUGUUCCCGAGAAGAGAGGGAUGCCUGGGCCUUUGAGAUAACGGGGGCUAUUCACGCCGGGCAGCCGGGGAAGGUCCAGCAGCUCCACAUCCUGAAAAACUCCUUCAAGCUGCCCCCUCACAUCAGCCUGCAUUGCAUUGUGGACAAGAUGCACGACAGCAGCGGUGGAAUCCGGCCAAGCCCCAACAUGGAGCAGGGAAGCACCUACAAAAAGACCUUCAUAGGCUCCUCCCUGGUGGACUGGCUCAUCUCCAACAGCUUUUCUGCCAACCGUCUGGAGGCCGUGACCCUGGCCUCCAUGCUCAUGGAAGAGAACUUCCUGAGGCCGGUAGGUGUCCGAAGCAUGGGAGCCAUUCGCUCUGGAGACCUGGCUGAACAGUUCCUGGAUGACUCCACGGCCCUGUACACUUUUGCUGAGAGCUACAAGAAGAAGAUAAGCUCCAAGGAAGACAUCAGUCUCAGCACUGUGGAGUUAAGUGGCACAGUGGUGAAACAAGGCUAUCUGGCCAAGCAGGGGCACAAGAGGAAAAACUGGAAGGUGCGGCGCUUUGUUCUGAGGAAGGAUCCGGCUUUCCUGCAUUACUAUGACCCUUCCAAAGAGGAGAACCGGCCAGUGGGUGGGUUUUCUCUUCGCGGCUCACUCGUGUCUGCUCUGGAGGAUAACGGCGUUCCCACUGGGGUUAAAGGGAAUGUCCAGGGGAAUCUCUUCAAAGUGAUUACCAAGGAUGACACACACUAUUAUAUCCAGGCCAGCAGCAGGGCUGAGCGAACUGAGUGGAUUGAAGCUAUCAAAAAGCUAACGUGACAAGGAAAUGUGUUCCCAAAGGAACAGGAUUCCUCCCUCCUACCAGAAUGGUACAGACAGGAUUGCCUGCAGAAUGGGAGUGUGUUAAGACUUUUAGCCGCUGUAUAUUUUGUAUGCAAAGCUUGCAGUGAGACUGGAGUUCCUUUGCUCACAAUUGGCAGUGGUGCUUUUUCCUUCCCCACCUUCCUGUUAACAGCCUGGAAAUGCUAGAAUCGCCAUGAGGCAUCAGCAUCUUGACUUUCGCCCAUCCUCACAGCUAGCUAUUCCUCCGGCACCAAAGUAGGUUUUCCUGUUGUAACACUAACUAGCCAUAUUGUAAUACUAAAUAAAACACUAGUCUCAUGUUGGCUUUCUCUGAAAUGCUGUCAAAAACUAACUCCUUCUCUGGAAUGAAUAAAAACAGACAUUUCUA